AUGGCUCCGUCUUUCGGCUCCGGGCGGAGGCGGAAAAGGCAGCGUUGGUGCAAAAGCCGGGAGCCCGACGAGGAUCAGGACUAUGAAUUGCCAGAAUCCGCUUUAUCCAAGUCUGAUGGUGCUUCUGAUAUUGAACCCGAUACUCAGGAAAUGGUUCGUGCCCAGAACAAGAAAAAGAAGAAAUCGGGAGGUUUUCAAUCCAUGGGUCUCGGCUAUCCGGUGUUCAAAGGAAUCAUGAAAAAGGGGUACAAAAUACCGACUCCCAUCCAAAGGAAGACUAUUCCUUUGAUCUUGGAUGGCAAGGACGUGGUGGCUAUGGCAAGGACCGGGAGUGGAAAGACGGCUUGUUUUCUGAUCCCCAUGCUGGAGAAGUUGAAGGCCCGCUGUGCCAAGACUGGAGCAAGGGCUCUCAUCCUGUCCCCAACCCGAGAACUUGCUUUGCAGACUCUUAAGUUCACCAAAGAGCUUGGUCGGUUUACCGGCUUGAAAACCGCUCUGAUUCUUGGAGGUGACAGGAUGGAAGACCAAUUUGUAGCUUUGCAUGAGAACCCUGACAUCAUCAUCGCAACCCCCGGCCGGUUGAUGCACGUGGCUGUCGAGAUGAAACUGAAGUUGCACAGUGUGGAGUACGUGGUUUUUGACGAAGCAGACAGGUUGUUUGAGAUGGGCUUUGCGGAACAGCUGAAGGAGAUUGUCUCCAGGCUGCCCGACGGUCGCCAGACCCUGCUGUUCUCCGCCACCUUGCCGAAACUUCUGGUGGAGUUCGCUCAAGCUGGUCUCACAGAGCCAGUACUAAUCCGACUGGAUGUGGAAUCCAAGCUGAGUGAGCAACUCAAGCUCUCGUUUUUCCACGUGCGUGCCGACGACAAGCCAGCUCUUCUCUUACAUCUGCUGAGGACUGUGGCAAAGCCCCAAGACCAGACCAUUGUGUUUGUGGCCACCAAGCAUCACACAGAAUACCUGAAAGAGCUGCUGACGUUGCAGGGGGUGAAUUGCACCAACAUCUACAGCUCUCUGGACCAGACGGCUCGCAAAAUCAACAUCGGCAAGUUUGCUCACGGCAAAUGCUCUGUGUUGAUUGUCACCGAUCUCGCUGCUCGCGGGAUUGAUAUCCCUCUUCUGGAUAAUGUGAUUAACUACAGUUUCCCAGCCAAGGCGAAGCUUUUUCUGCAUCGCGUCGGCAGAGUGGCCCGUGCGGGGAGGACUGGAACAGCCUACUCCCUUGUGGCCCCAGAUGAGACCCCAUACGUUUUUGACCUCCAUCUGUUUCUGGGCCGGCCUUUAGUCUUCGCCAAUCCUCAUCAGAAGCCCACAGAUUCAGAUGGAGUUUUUGGCCGUGUUCCCCAAGCCGUCAUGGACGAUGAGGAAAGCUUGCUACAGACUGACCACGAGCGUUCCCUCGACCUGCAGAAUCUCCGUCGUGUCUCGGAAAACGCCCUCAAGCAGUACCAGAAAUCCCGGCCAAGUCCGUCCUCCGAAUCUAUCAAGAGGGUCAAAGAAAUGGAAUUCAGCCUCGUAGGGAUUCAUCCCCUCUUUAGUUUGCGUUUUGAGGAGGAGGAGAUGACACGGCUGAAAUUUGUGGACAGCAUCAAAACGUACCGAUCUAAAGCGACCAUCUUUGAAAUCAACGCCACCAACAAAACUCUGGCCAGUGACGUCAUGCGGGCUAAACGGAUCCGCGACCGGCAAUUAAUUGACCGGCACCAGCGGAAACAGGAGGAAAGGUUGUCCUUGGCUGCUGUGAAAACUCAAGAAGUGGCUGUUGCAGAAGAACCAAUGGAAGACGGAGAAGACCAUAUUGAGGGUGUCUUCUCCAGCGUGGUGGGAAAGAAACGAAAGCAUCUUCCAUCAGAAAGCAGAGCGGUGAAGAAGAGGAAGCCGUCAGUGAAGGAGGAGAAGGAGUUUUAUGUCCCUUAUCGACCCAAGGACUUUGCUUCAGAGCGGGGGCUCUGUGUUGGAGGGGAAGGCACCGCGUUUGAACAGCAGGCCUCCGCAGCAGUCCUUGACUUAAUGGGCGACGAGGACAGGAAUCUAAACAAGAACAAAAAGCUUUUGAAAUGGGAUCGAAAGCGGAAACGAUUUGUUGGGCAAAAGGGUCAGGAGGAUAAGAAGAAGAUCCGUACGGAGAGCGGCGCCUACAUCAACAGCUCCUACAAAACCAACCUCUAUGACAAAUGGAAAAAGAGAAAUAAGAUUGACGAACAGGAUUCGGACACGGAGGUUGGGGGCGAUCCGAGGAGCAGGAAGAGGCAGAAGGGCAGAGGUGAUCAAGGACGGCCUGGGUGGUCCCAGCCGGCCUCUUCCUCCCAGCGAGGCAGGGUCCGCUCCGAGCUGAAAACCAAGGAACAGAUCUUCAAGCAGAGGAAAAAGGCAUCCAAGCAACGCUUCCUGCAAGGCGGAGGGUUGAAGCGCUUGAAAUCCCGCAGCCGGCAACGAGUGCGAGAGAUGCGCCAAACGGCUUUCGGCCGCGGGGGUGUGAAGAAAGGCAAGAUGCGGAAACGGAUGUAGAAGUCCCGUGUCUGUCCAGGAGGCC
Messenger RNA from Protobothrops mucrosquamatus (brown spotted pit viper), 2533 nucleotides. RefSeq names its product DEAD-box helicase 54 (gene DDX54). Bases 1 to 2508 code for a protein of 835 amino acids. The record is from RefSeq and is a predicted model, not a curated record. Gene Ontology annotation, cellular component: nucleus. Gene Ontology annotation, molecular function: RNA binding; RNA helicase activity; ATP binding. Lineage: Eukaryota; Metazoa; Chordata; Lepidosauria; Squamata; Viperidae. The transcript has 21 exons.